Molecule: messenger RNA, 3531 nt
Organism: Xyrauchen texanus (razorback sucker)
Lineage: Eukaryota; Metazoa; Chordata; Actinopteri; Cypriniformes; Catostomidae
Gene: c5h3orf70
Product: chromosome 5 C3orf70 homolog
Exons: 2
Coding region: 577-1386 (269 amino acids)
Source: RefSeq, a predicted model, not a curated record
GUGUCCGGAAUGAUCACUCAAAACACUCAGAACGAAUUAGUCAAAAACAGAUUCAUUAAACGAAACCCCACUAAUGCAAAACCAAAGAAUGGGAGCGGUUUAGAGAGUGGAGUUGUUUUAAUAGGCUUCUUUUGGAAUAUUUUUAGCUGGAAAGAGAAAAAAAUGCAUGAGUUAAGGCGUGCGUGACAGAGAGAGAGAGAGAGAGAGAGAGAGAGAGAGAGAGAGAGCGAGCGCGCGCGAGCGAGAGCGAGAGAGAGGCGGGGAUCAGCGGCGCAAGAGCGAAGCGGAAAGUCCGUAUUCCACAGUAAGCAUCAAUAUCAGUUUCCGUACCAAUCUGAAGCUGUUUACGUGGACACAUUCGGGCACGGAGAUCUUUUCUGUAAGAAUGAUUGUGUAGACGCGAAUCAAUCAGAAACUGGAUGGUUUUGUAAGCGUUAACUUAGAGGUUGAACUUGAGUAGCCGAAGUCUUGGACGGAUCUCCACUUUUGUUCAAAACAGCCUACGUUGAGCGCAUCUGAUCUUCCCCGAGCACUCGGAGCUGAUGAGGGGUUUGCUGUUGGUGUGAUCCGUGCGCGAUGGCCGCUUCGUGCGGACAGAAGAGCGAGAAGUUAGAUGAAGCGCAGGCUUUGGCGAGGAGCUGUGCGGGGCGACCGGACUUUCUGCCCUGCGACGGACUAUCCAUCUGCGCCACACACAGCCACGGGAAGUGCUUCAAGCUGCACUGGUGCUGUCAUCUGGGCUGGUGCCACUGUAAAUACGUCUAUCAACCCAUGACCAGCGUUUGUCAGCUUCCCAGCACAUCAGUUCCUGUUGCCCCCUCAGAUCAUACCCACACCAUGAACCUUUCAAUCUCCCUGACUGAGCGCUUCCUCAGGACAGCUCCCAAGUUUCGAACUCCACCUUGCCAAGAAUCGCCCAAAUUCUGUGUCAUCUCUGACCUCUUUGUGGAUGAUUACAUGGUUAAACGUAUCAAUGGUAAAAUGUGUUACGUACAAAGACCGCCUCCACCAACGGCAAAACCAACACACAAACCUCAAACUCCAGCACCUCAGCCUGCACCCCAGCGUACCAAUAAGCACACGCACCAGGUGGGCCCCAUCGUAAAACAUGCUCAACCGAGCGAGCUCUCAGGCCAUAAAAUGGACCACUGCUCCUCUCCCUCCAGCUCAGAAGAUUCUGGAAUAAAUGCAUUGGGUCUGCACUACAUGGAAUCAUGCGAUGAGGACUCCUGUGUGGAUGAUGAGGAGGAGGAAGAGGAAGAUGAUGAGCUGAGUACCGAUGUCGACUCCAGCCCUGGUAGCCUCUGGGACCAGGAUGAGUGCACUUUACUGUCACCAUCCAAAUCAACUGUUGAAAUCAUUGAGAAUAUUGAGACUACAGUUUGAUGUGCCUGUCAGUUCAUACCACAACUGAGAAAUUGAAUUUAUCCAUGAAAUGGAUCUCUAUUGAAUUGAGAAAUGGAAUAACUCAGUCACGUAAACAUUUCCCCACACUGUCCUACAGGUGCAUGAGCUCCAUCAGUUGAUACGAGCACACACGCUGUUAUAGCAAUGGCAUCAGAAGUUGUCCCAGAAAAACUCUAGACAUGAGUCAUGGGGACUUCUCUCCUGUACUUAAUGCAACUCUCAUUCUCCCUAUAGUCUGUUCCCUUACGCAUGAUGAAGCUGAUGUUCGUUACACACAAGUGAGUGCACUGACAUACACAUAUAGUGGAGACUAUGACCAAACGGAACUCAAUGCAUGAUAGAAUAUUUCAUGGAUGAACAGAUGUAUCAAAGUCUAACUUUGAAGUUUCCCGGGGUAUAUUGACUCCCUAGAGAGCCCAGCUGCAUUCUGUUCUACACAUAGAAGCGAAAGAGUUAAAGGGUGAUGAAAUACAGUGAGACUGAGAGUAAGGCGGGCUGUGUGUGUUUUAGGAGGAUGGAGAGCAUUACAAAGAUAGAAGGAAAAAGAGUGAGACAGAGAGAGAAGCUUUAAACCUCCUGUUAGCAGAAUCAGUCAGAGCAGUGGCUAAAUCAUGCAUAAGCUCAGAGAAUGGUAAUGAAACUUUCUGAUGAAAGGAGGUUGAGGCUUCGUGCUUGAGGGAAUGACCCUUCUCUCAAAUACAUAAACACUCUCUCUCUCCUCACACACACACACACACACACACACAGAGAUUCCCUAGAGGUACUGCCAAGUGUACAUUUCCAGACGGUACUUCUCUGACAGAGUGUGUAGGAGGGACAGAUCCUCCCAUCUUUAUAGUAUACAGUCCUCAAGGUUAGCAGCUUCUUUAAAGUUUAAUACAUUCAAGCUUUUUGACAAUCACUUAUUGUUCAAUGCAGUACGUUUAAAGAAAUAGUUAACUCAAAAAUGAAAAUUAUGUUAUUAUUUAUUCUCCCUAAUGUUGUUCCAAGCCUGUUUGUUGUUGAUUUUUUUUUUUCAUUGAAUAUAAAAAGGAGAAAUUUGUUUAUGCAGCUCUUUUCAAUACAAAGAAAGUUCAUAGUGAACAUGGGAUUUCAUAUACCAAAAAGGACAAAAAAACAGGUUUGGAACUAGUGAGUAAAAAGCUACAUGAUUUUCAUUCUAGGGUUAACUUUUCCUUUAAGAUAAAUUCAUUACAGAUUAAUCUGCGUCUAUACCGCUAUGGAGAAUGCAGUUUUAAAAUGACAAAAGCAGAGGAACGCUUAUUGUCACUGAAAGUUCACUCAAUUAUUGUCAAUCAGAUCUUCAAUGGCUGCAAAAGUUUUUCAGUUUUUCUAAUUAAAGGUCUUAGAACGUUUCCCACUUUAGACUUGAUAGUCUGUUUGGAAACCUUAGGGUGUUUUCACACUUGGGUCCUCUUUAAAAUAACCAAACUCAAACCCCUUUAAGUUAAAAAAGACCCAGUUCUCUUUGCAUUCACGCUGUAAAAAACAAACAAACUUGCAGCUGUGGUUGCCAGAUUAUGUAAAAAAUACAGUAAAAAUGUAAACAACUUUACAGAACAACCUGUCAAUUUUACAGUUUUAAGCUUUUGUUUUUACGGUAUAUUUUAUUGUGCAGUACCGUCGUUUAUAUUAUUAAAUGAUAAACUUAAUAUAUUAACCUUCUGAAACUGUAAGAAUCUGCUUUUCACUUUAUAAUGUAUUGUCAAUCACCAUAGUAAUUACAGAAGGGCACAUGAUGACAUGAAGUUCAUAAAUAGUGGCCCUUCCAGGAGUAAUGACCAAUAAACAUGUAAAGACAGUGCUCAGUGUCACUCACACAAACAUCAUCAGGGUAACACGUGUGCCAUUUUAAUUAUGCAAUAAACAUUAUAAACUACAUCAAAUAUAACAGAGAAAACCCCAAUGUAUAUAAAUUAUAUUAAAAAUAAGAAGAAACAACUAUUCCCAUAGAAUAUAAUGAAAUGGUUUUUUACCGUAAUUUUCACAAUAAUUUACAGUGAUAUAAUCUCUUGUUAAAUAUAAUAGAAACAUAUUUUAACUGUUAUACUGGAAAAUCAUACUUUUUACAUCUAAAUUUGACCAUAAAACUACAUGUACUGUCUUUAAAAAUCAAUUUAAAAA